Messenger RNA from Acyrthosiphon pisum (pea aphid), 2062 nucleotides. It is a transcript of the gene IFT54, whose product is annotated as intraflagellar transport 54. Gene Ontology annotation, molecular function: microtubule binding. NCBI's taxonomy places the organism in Eukaryota, Metazoa, Arthropoda, Insecta, Hemiptera, Aphididae. The coding region runs from base 129 to 1610 and encodes 493 amino acids. Gene Ontology annotation, biological process: cilium assembly; regulation of microtubule cytoskeleton organization; intraciliary transport. The transcript has 9 exons. Gene Ontology annotation, cellular component: intraciliary transport particle B; ciliary basal body; axoneme. The record is from RefSeq and is a predicted model, not a curated record.
UAACAAAUAACCAUAAAAGGGGUUUUGUUUUUAAGUUAGAAUAUUGUAUUUAAAACUAGUGACUAAAUUAAACAGUAGUCUGCCUAUUUAAUAGAUUCAUACCUAUUAGUAAUUACUCAUUAGUAGCUAUGACUGAUUCUGUGAAUAAAGAACUAAUAAAACGAGUACAAUUAUCUCUACCAAAAUAUAUAAAUAAGCCACAGCUAACAGAAAAACUACUAAGUAAACCACCAUUCAAAUUUCUUCAUGAUAUUGUUACAAAUGUUAUCCAAAGUACUGGUUAUUUAACAGAUGUUUUCACUGAUGAAGAAAUUAUAUCUACAAAUGUUACUACUAAAGAAACUAAAAUCAAAUUUUUAGAAAAGCUUAUAACUGCCAUUCAAUCAACAACAAAUAAAACAAUAUCAGCAAGACCCUCUAAAAUUGUUGCAGGACUUGAAGUAACAAAGACUUUGGAGUUGCUUAUAGCGAUUGUUUUUGGAAUAGAAACAAAAAAUAAAGAGGUUAAAGAACAAAUUUCACCUAAUAAAAAAACUAAAAAACCAGAAACUACAAAAAUUAAUAAUCAAAAUAAAUCAAAACUGUUGGAAAAAACCAAAUCUCUAGAAAAAACCAAAUCACUAGAAAAAAAAGUAAAAGAAAAUAUUGAUCAUGAUUCCCAAAAAAAAAUACAAAAAUCUGAUAGUUUGGAAUCGUCAGUGGUUAAAAACGAUGAACCCGUUAGUAUGGAGAUGGAUACAACAACAAAAUAUGAUGGAGAAUUCAGUGUAAAACCAGUUGAUGAAGAAAUAAAGAAUAUUGUGGAUAGCUCUGUUAAAACUGAAGAACCAAUUGAAAACAAAUUACAAUCAGCAAUCAAAUCCAAAACAGAAAAAAAAACUUCUGAAUCAAUAGAAAAAACUAAUCCAGAAGAGAAUCCACUACGGAAAUUAAGUGAAACUCAUAAUAUUAGUAAACCAUUAAGGCCAAAAAGUUCAAGACCACCAGCGCCUAAUCGUCGUCCUCAAUCAAAUACAUUUACAGAGAUUCCUAAACAUUCAGACAGUUUUUUUUCAAAAAACAAUGACAAAAUAAAUGACAUUGAUGACAAUAUUGUUACAAUUGAAGUAUUAAAUGACAAUAAGUCAACUUAUGAUUCUUAUACCCAGGAAGAUGGACAAGGUCAUCUUGUAUCACAAAUACUUCAAACACAAAUGGAAUUUAAUAUUAAAAAGAAGACAGACUCUUCAAAAAUAGAAUGGGAAGGAAAAAAUGUUAAAGAUCAAGAGAUGUUAACUAAAGAAAUGGAUACAAUCAGGCAAUUCAUUCAAGGCAUAACAAAGUCUGCAAAUCCAUUAAGUAAACUUAUUAACAAUAUGCAAGAAAAUAUCGAUCAAAUGAAUCGAGAGUUGAACUACUGGAAAAAUUUUACUGAAAAAACUAAUGAAAAGCUUGAUUUACAACAGCGGGUAGUUGAAGAACAAAUUAAGCCAAUGGUUAUGUUAUUGGAAAAACUGACAAUUGAAGUUAAAGACGAAUUGGAAAUGAUGGAUUACUGUAAAGCAAACAUUAUAAAAAACAAAUCUCAUAUUAACUACUUAGUUUCAGAAAGGUUUAUGUUAAAAAAUUAAUUGGAUAUCAAUUGUUUUUUUGAAACUAGGGAAUAUUAAAUUUAUAAUUUUAUUGUUAUUUAUUAUCUAGCUAAAAAAUAUGUACUACAGUAGAACUCCGAUUAUCCAGAUUAAUUAAUGUCAAGAGUGGUCUGUAUAAGCAAAUAUCCGGAUGAUUGACAUAUUAUUACAUAUUUAUAUGACGUUAUAACGAUUGACAGACUAAACUGUACAAAAGAUUAGACAACAACUGACUUACUAAGAAUACCUAUUCUUAUCGGAAGAAUACCUAUAAUAUCUAUUACGAUUCUGAGGAACGACAAAAUACGAUUACGAUUUACGAGUUAUUAAAAGACCAAACAUUUUUUUUCUCGUCCGGUUGAUUGACAUUUGGAUAAUCGAAGUUAUGCUGUACUUAGUAAAUCACUGAAAUAUUUUGAUCUCACAUUAAAAGGUUUCUAAAAAAAGAUAAA